UCCUAGCUUUACGAUAACAACUAUGGCGGCUGCCGGUGGUAGAUUUGAAAGUGCGAGUAGCGUCGAAGAGCGUAAAGAACAGAUUCGAAUUGCCAGGGCCGAGGUGUUGCGCCAGGCCAAAGCCAAUUUUGAAAAGGAAGAAAGGCGUAAAGAACUUAAACGACUUCGGGGUGAGGAAACAUGGAUGCUACCUGAUGUGAUUAAGAGAGUUGAACAAAUCUCACAGGAAGACUGUGUGAAGAAAAAGAAGAAAAAAGGCAAGCAUUCAAAAAAAGUAAAGAAAGAGAAGAAAAAAAAAAGCAAGAAACAAAAGUGUGAGAAAAAUGAGUCAUCUGACAGCUCCUCAAGCUCUGAAGAUGAGUGGGUUGAGGCUGUUCCCUCCCAGACUCCUGGCAAGGAGAAGGCCUGGAAGAUUAAAGAUGAAAAGUUAGAAAAAGAAGAUAAUCAGAUUAUUCAGAGGGAUGAAUGGAUGACGGUUGAUUUUAUGUCUGUUAAAACUGUGUCAUCAUUGUCACUCAAAGCUGAAAAGGAAGCUGCAAGGAAAACACAGCAAGAGAAAACCCAGGCAUCUGAACAGUCCAGAUUGCUGGAAAGAGAAUUGAAUCCUUACUGGAAGGAUGGUGGGACAGGUCUUCCACCAGAAGACUGUAAUGUGUCAUCCAUUACGAAAGUAGAAGAUGGUGGUUUAAGCUGGCUAAGGAAGUCUUAUCAAAGAAUGAAAGAACAAGCUGAGAAACAAAAUAGAAAUAUUGAGGACAUUGUAGCUGAAAGAUAUGGGUCAAUGGAAAUAUUUCAGUUGAAAUUAAAAGAAGCUGAAAAAGCUGCAUUUACAAAAGAAGAUUGUAGACGAGAACGGUGGAAGAAACCAACAUACUCAGAUAAAGCACAUAGUAGUCAAGAAAGUGGAAAGUCAGACUUGGUAAAAUAUAAUAAAAGUUCAAGAGGUAGAUAUAAUACAACAGAUAUUGCCAACAAUAUCACUAAAGAUAAGUUUAGUGGUGAUGAAAAAGAUGGUAGAUCUGUGUUUUCAGAAACAUGUAGAAGAGAACCCAGUCCAAGGAAAAAUCAAGAAUUUUCUUCUCAUGUAAAUUUAAGAGCUAAAUUCUUAAGACCCUCUGAUGAUGAAGAAGUGUCAUUUCAUAGCAAGGACAGAAAUUUUGAACCAUCUAGUUCAUCUUCAGCAGUAGUCCCUCAAGAUUCUGUCUAUUGUGGUUUUCAAAAAUCCACAGAAAACAGUGAAGAAAGUUUAUCAUGGAGUAGAUUUGGAAGGGGAGACAGGAAACAUUCAAAUAAAAAACCACUAGAAACCAGUCACAGUGUUGACCAUGGAUGCAUUUCAGAAGACGUGAGAGAAAAAUCACAGGAGGAAGGCUUGAGAGAUGACUCUGUGACCAAAGAACAUCUACAGGAUACAAAGUCUUCGCUUGCCAGAAGUAGUCCAGGGGAUGAGUCUAUCCACGUCUUGAGUGUUGAUGAGAAGAACAAGUUAGGAGCCAAAAUUAUCAAGGCAGAGAUGAUGGGCAAUAUGGAAUUAGCUGAACAACUUAAAGCCCAACUUGAUAAGGCAAAUAAAUUCCAAGACACCAUAACACAGAUGUCAUCAAAAAAAUCUAGGGUAGAGGAUGAAGAUCAGGAAGAAGUGAUCCUUGUCAGAACAGAUCAUUCCGGAAGAGUCUGGCCUGUAAACACACCAGGAAAACAAGAAGGAAAAAGGAAAAGACAGAUUGUUUCAACUCAUGAGGAAAAAGAAAGGGUCAGAUACUUUCAUGAUGAUGAUAACUUAAGCCUAAAUGAUUUAGUCAAGAAUGAAAAGAUGGGAACAGCAGAAAAUCAGAACAAACUCUUUAUGAGAAUGACAUCGAAGUUUAUGGGAAAAGCAGACGGAGACUAUUACACUCUGGAUGACAUGUUUGUCUCCAAAGCAGCUGAGAGAGAACGUUUUGGUGAAGAGGAAGAGAAUCAGAGGAAAAAAGCUAUUGCUGAGCACCGGAGUCUUAUUGCACAAAUGGAAAAAUGUCUUUAUUGUUUCGACAGCUCUCAAUUUCCCAAGCACCUUAUUGUUGCAAUAGGUGUUAAGGCUUAUUUGUGUUUACCCAGUGUGCGCUCUCUUACUGAAGGACACUGCUUGGUAGUCCCUUUGCAGCACCACAGGGCGGCCACCUUACUGGAUGAAGACAUCUGGGAGGAAAUUCAGAUGUUUAGAAAAUCGUUGGUGAAAAUGUUUGAAGAUAAAGGAUUGGACUGUAUCUUUUUAGAAACAAAUGUGAACAUGAAGAAACAGUACCAUAUGGUUUAUGAAUGUAUUCCUCUCCCAAAGGAAGUGGGUGAUAUGGCUCCCAUCUAUUUUAAGAAAGCCAUAAUGGAAUCUGAUGAAGAAUGGUCUAUAAACAAGAAAUUGAUUGAUCUCUCUUCAAAAGACAUCAGAAAGUCUGUACCCAGAGGCUUACCUUACUUCUGUGUGAAUUUUGGCCUCCAGGGUGGGUUUGCCCAUGUCAUUGAAGAUCAGCACAAAUUCCCACAUUACUUUGGAAAGGAAAUCAUUGGUGGCAUGCUGGAUAUAGAACCAAGAGUUUGGAGGAAAGGGAUGCGAGAAAGCUUUGAAGAUCAGAGGAAGAAAGCACUGCAGUUUGCUCAGUGGUGGAAACCAUUUGACUUCACAGGAAAUAAAAAAUGUUGAGGCAAAGCUUUCAUUUUUUAUUUCCUUUUCAGAUUUCUUUCAGUUUUAUUUCCAUUGCAUCUAGCUGAACAACUAACCAUCAGGUAAUAGAAAAAGAGUGUCAUGAUCUGGGUUUCUGACAACUGUACAUCACUGAAUUGUAUUGGUUUCCUUCACUACCUGCUCCUGUGGACUGCAUUGUAGUAACCAUGGAGACCAGUUAUGUUGGGUGACCUGUUCAUGUCCUGUUCUGUACCUGUGUCUUCAUGUUCUAAACUAUUUAGUUAAUCUGUAGAAAGACUUUCCUGAAGAAUUAUCUAGGAAGUAUCACAAAUCAUUGGUUCAGAGGGAAAUAGGUCUGCUUCAAGUUUGUUAAGUCUACUGACUAGUUUCUUUUGCAUUUAAACUAAAACGUGGCACAUUUAGUUAUAAAUGAAAUUUCUUUUCAUAGCAUCUUAUAGAAGCUCUUAAUUUUCUACCAAUACCAUAUAUAUCACUGCUAUUCUUUUUAUUAAAGGAAAAAAGAAUGUCCCCAAUAAUAAAUAAUUAAAUGAGGUAUAUAAUAC
Messenger RNA from Odocoileus virginianus texanus, 3222 nucleotides. RefSeq names its product CWF19 like cell cycle control factor 2 (gene CWF19L2). Gene Ontology annotation, cellular component: post-mRNA release spliceosomal complex. The record is from RefSeq and is a predicted model, not a curated record. Gene Ontology annotation, biological process: mRNA splicing, via spliceosome. Lineage: Eukaryota; Metazoa; Chordata; Mammalia; Artiodactyla; Cervidae.